AUGUCGACAGCAUACACUCAAUCCAGAAUAUCCCACAAACCUUCCCUCAGCCCCCGCAAGGCUCUCAAGUCCCCUGUUCGCCACAUCGCUCUUCGCAGAGAAUACGUCAAAAACACCAAAACUCGACUUGUUCUCAAGCCACAAGGUGACGCUCAGUCAGCAGUCGCAUACAAAGUCCUCGACGAGGAUGGCUCGCUUCAAUUCACCGUUACUGGGCGAAGACACGGCGAUCGGGUUUGUCGCGAAAUCCGAGACUCGUCCGGAUUACCUUUAUAUGAACUUCACCGAAAACUAUCACUUAGGACUGCCUGGGCUGUUACGCUACCUGGGAGCAACGAUGCAACUUUGGCCAUAGGCUCCCCGCGAUGGAAAUUCGGGUCUCUCUCGUCUGGAAACUUCACUAUGUGUGUUGAGAAUCAAGCUGCCGUUGACAGUAAGCGCGAGGAUGAGAAAAAGCUUACGUUGCUUAUUGAGAGGCAUGGAAACGCCUUGGCACUCUUUGAUAUUGUAGAUGGUGAUAGAAAAGUGGCUGAAGUGCGCGAAAGUAUACAACACAACGAGAAAUUGCCUUUGACGCGAAAUGCCUGGCAAAAGUAUCGGCCUGCUCUUGAUCUAAAUAUCACUUCUGGGAUUGAUCAAUCAUUGGUAGUUACUGUGGGUGUCAUUUUAUCAGAUUGGGUAUUUGGUUCUGCUUAA
This is a messenger RNA of Penicillium coprophilum, 696 nucleotides long. RefSeq lists its product as uncharacterized. The transcript is spliced from 2 exons. The coding region runs from base 1 to 696 and encodes 231 amino acids. The record is from RefSeq and is a predicted model, not a curated record. Lineage: Eukaryota; Fungi; Ascomycota; Eurotiomycetes; Eurotiales; Aspergillaceae.